AUGACCAUCACCCAAGACCCCCCCACCGUCGCCUUCGACGCCCUCCCGCUCAACCCCAACGGCCCCCGCGGCAAUGCCUGGGGUCGCUUCGGGCCAACCGACCAGCUCGGCACGCUGAACCUGCUCACCCCCGAGCGGGUCGUGGAAGCAGCCAAGGAAAUCCGAUCAGGGGUGCGCAUCUCGCUCGACUGGCCGCUCAGCAUGCCCUCGUACCCGAGUUUCAAUCGCUCGCCGUUCAAGCAAGAGCUUGUUCUGCGGAAUCCGAACUGCGUUUAUGACGAUAUCUUGACUUUUAAUAGUCAGGGCGUCACUGGCCGAGGAAUCCUCCUCGACUACGCAGAGUGGGCCACCUCCAAGGGCAUUCCCGUGUCAGCACUGGAAUCUACUCCCAUCACGCUCGAGAACCUGAAGCAGGCAGCCGCAGACUAUAAACUGGAUUUCCGCAAAGGCGAUAUCUUCUUCGUGCGCAGCGGGUUUACAGCUGCGUACAAUAAGCUCAGUGCGAAGGAGCGCGAGGAUCUCCCAAAACGCCCGUCACCAGAUUUCAGUGGUGUUGAGGCAACGGAGGAGAUGGUGCGGUGGUUGUGGGAGCAUCAGUUCGCAGCCGUUGCGGGAGAUGCCCCGAGCUUUGAACGGUCGCCGAUUCGGGGGAGUCAUGCCAACCCGGAAUUUAAUCUGCACGAAUGGAUUCUGGCCGGUUGGGGGACUCCCAUUGGGGAGAUGUUUGAUCUGGAGAAGCUGUCGGAGCAUUGUAAGGCUACUGGACGGUAUACGUUCUUCUUGUCGAGUAUGCCCCUCAAGGUAUGUUUGAGCUGGGUCUUGCUUUUCGAAAUAUCCACUAAUGAAAGAUUGCAGGUUGUGGGAGGUGUGGCUAGUCCGCCGAAUGCGUUUGCUAUCUUUUAG
Penicillium lagena is the source of this 903-nucleotide messenger RNA. RefSeq lists its product as uncharacterized. Gene Ontology annotation, molecular function: arylformamidase activity. NCBI's taxonomy places the organism in Eukaryota, Fungi, Ascomycota, Eurotiomycetes, Eurotiales, Aspergillaceae. The transcript is spliced from 2 exons. The coding region runs from base 1 to 903 and encodes 300 amino acids. The record is from RefSeq and is a predicted model, not a curated record.